Molecule: messenger RNA, 1176 nt
Organism: Caenorhabditis bovis
Lineage: Eukaryota; Metazoa; Nematoda; Chromadorea; Rhabditida; Rhabditidae
Source: the annotation of a GenBank genome assembly
AUGAAACAAAUCGAGCCGCUGAGCAUUUUGUCGCUUCCCAAUGAGAUAUUGUUGAAAAUUAUUCGCCGUCUUCCACGUCACGAUAUUUAUUUCGGAAUCGCCCACACAAAUCACCGACUGCGACGAAUCGUGCAAUCGAAUUUGAAAACACUUCGAUUAUUCGAUGCGCAUUGUCAUGUUCAUGUCGUCGAUCAAAUGCCGUCUCAUGCAUACCGAGAUGACGGAACCGAUCCAAUCAUCUCCUAUUCGUUCACUCUUUUUGACAGACAACUUCCAGAUUAUAAGCAAAAGAAGAGGUUGUGUCUUCGUGGAAACGAUCAACGCUAUAAAGAACUUCAUGUGACGCAUUUAAAUGACGGAACAAUGCAUGCGCAGUUCGAGAGAGCUGGAUACGACGUUCGAGUGCCGCAACAAGUCGCCGAAACUUUUCUCUCCUAUAUGAAGGUGCGAGCACUUCGAUUCCAAGUGCGGAAACAAUGCAAAACGGAAUCGAUUCGAAUUGAAGAUGACUUCUUCGCGAACUGCACCGAUUUCUGCGAGCGUGUGUGCACUCGGGUUGAGAUCAAAUCCCUCCUUUUGUGCUCGAAAAACGUGCUUUUUCCAUGGCAACUUGGCAAGAAAUCAUUAGAGAAACUCUCAAACCUCAAAAAUCUGAAAUCCUUGAUUCUCGAGAAUAUGACAACAUUUGAUCCGUUUUCUCCACAGCUCACUAUUCCAACCUCAUGUUUAUGCAGUCUUCAAUUUCGAUUAGAUCAAAGGCACAGAAUGGAUAUCGAAAACGUCACUUUGUCACAAAUCAACGGUUCCAUCUUGAACGCUCUUUGCGAAGCUUCCGUUGCUUAUUUGGAUUUCUCCGCAUAUUCCGACGUCUCGUCUUUCGUUUCCUCCAUUGAUUCUCUUCAUAUGUGCUAUUUCAUCUCUGCUUGGAGAUCUACCAAGGUUCCAUGGCUCAUCCGUUCAAUCUCCUUCAAUUCUACAGUAACCAUCGACGAAUUUCGCAACACCGUUCAAAAUCUUCUACCCGAGGACGGCAUCAUGGAUAUCCCAUAUUGCCGAUUCCGCACGUUUCACAAAACUACAAAAAAUGUCGUGUUGGAAUUAGCGUGUUACGCGAAUGGGAACGCGACGCAAUGGCUUCUACGCACCGGAUAUUCCGAUCCGCCGACAUCAUCAUAG